GGGGCGCCCUGUCCGGCGGCGCUCUAGCCCCCGCGCACUGUCUCUAUGUUCCCCCUGCGUCUGGUCUAUUUAUUGUCGCGGGGAAGAAGCGGCCGCCCAGUACCCGGAACAACAAAGCACGAAAGACGGAGCCCGAGCCUCGGGGGCUCCUAGCAACGGGUCGGGGCGGGAGUUCCAUGGAGACUGGGGAGCGCGCCCGCCUCAUCAUCAUCCUUGUCCUCCAGCUUAUCAUUCGCAUCCGACGUAACCGGCAGCAGCGCUGCCGCCGCGUUCUCUGCCGCCGCCCCCUCUUCCCACGAAGUAGCUGCGACUGCUGCUCUGCUCCAGUAAUUCAAGUGACUCAAGAAUGACCACAUAGAAUUGGAAAAUUAUUUGUUUAUGGAUGUGAUCUUCGUGGUGGGAAGCUCAGUUUCUAAACUACCCCAAUGGAUGCAGACAGUGAUGUUGCAUUGGACAUUCUAAUUACAAAUGUAGUCUGUGUUUUUAGAACAAGAUGCCAUUUGAACUUAAGGAAGAUUGCUUUGGAGGGAGCAAAUGUAAUUUAUAAGCGUGAUGUUGGAAAAGUAUUAAUGAAGCUUAGAAAACCUAGAAUCACAGCUACGAUUUGGUCCUCAGGAAAAAUUAUUUGCACUGGAGCAACAAGUGAAGAAGAAGCAAAAUUUGGAGCCAGACGUUUAGCCCGCAGCCUGCAGAAACUAGGUUUUCAGGUAAUAUUUACAGAUUUUAAGGUCGUUAAUGUUUUGGCAGUGUGUAAUAUGCCCUUUGAAAUCCGUUUGCCAGAAUUCACAAAGAACAAUAGACCUCAUGCCAGUUACGAACCUGAACUUCAUCCUGCUGUGUGCUAUCGGAUAAAAUCUCUAAGAGCUACGUUACAGAUUUUUUCAACAGGAAGUAUCACAGUAACAGGGCCCAACGUAAAGGCUGUUGCUACUGCUGUGGAACAGAUUUACCCAUUUGUGUUUGAAAGCAGGAAAGAAAUUUUAUAAUUCAUCGCUUAAUUGGUUAGAAUCCCUAACUGAGCACCUUUUAAAACCUGCUGCACAUUGGACUCAAAACAGAAGCAAAACUGGACCAACAGUAAUUGAGGAAAUAGACUCUUUUAUUCAUUCACAGCUACGUGUGUAAGCUCCAGGCCCUUUGGAUUUUAUUUCAGACCUUGCUGUAAUAUAAAAAGGAAGUUUACAAGACAUGACAUUGCUGCUUUUACAAAAGGACAUUCUAUUUAUUUUCGCAGUAAUUCUCAUGUCCCCGUAAGCAGAGCUGUCACAGUGUGCACUACCUUAAAUUGUUCUGUUGUUGUCAUUAUUUUUUUUUCCAGUUUGAGCUAAUGUGCUUUAUUUGUGAAUAGUCUUUCACAUUUUUGUAUGCUGAAUAUGGGCACCAAAGAACCUGUAAAAGUUAUCUUUUUCAAUUGAAUGUGCACAAAUAAAAGUUUGGAAAAGAUCUCUCUUCAUAUCCAUUCUGUAACUUUUAUUCCCCAUUUUCUAUUUUAACAAAAAUUGUAUUCACAAUUCCUUUUUUCUUUUUAAUCUAUGCAAGCUUAGACUUUUGCUAAAAGUGUGUUGGCUUCUUUUUGAAGUGUAUUUUGUAAAUAUAUAUAUGCCGCGUGUGUAUAGUAUCUUUUAAUGCUCUGUUACCAAAUAUCAAAUAGGCAUUUUUUCCUCGCAGAUUAGAAAUAAAAAUAUGUAUAUAAAUUCUAGGGAAUGAACCGGAGUAGAACUGUAUAGAUUAAGCAUAAUGUUUUAUGUUGCUAAUUUAAUAUGAUAGAACAUGUUACAUAUCUUUUAAAAGUUACAAAAUUGUAGUUUUAAAAAAGCAAAACCUCUUACCUAUGAGAUGGAUGUGAGAAAGAAGCUCUGAUGAGUUGUACCUCAUAUGUACUUUUGUGAUUCUGGUAAGACUCAACUCUAGUUGUAGGAAAGUAGUAAUCUUAGGUUGGUGUUCAAGGCUAUACUAAGAGUCUUGUCAGAAGUUGAUACAUUGUGCUGUUUUAACAAGAAGUGCCCACAAGCUGCCUCUGUGCCACAGUAUAAUUAUAAUAUAGUUCAACUUGAACUUGAAAGCCAUUUUGCAAGAUAUGUUUUUCCCCUUGCUGUGUCUUAUUUAAUGGAGCUGAAGAGUGACUGACUACUCAGUAUUUGGGAUUGCUCCUCUUAAACUGACAAUAAAUAUGCGUUUGUGAAA
Hyaena hyaena (striped hyena) is the source of this 2184-nucleotide messenger RNA. It is a transcript of the gene TBPL1, whose product is annotated as TATA-box binding protein like 1. The record is from RefSeq and is a predicted model, not a curated record. The transcript is spliced from 8 exons. Lineage: Eukaryota; Metazoa; Chordata; Mammalia; Carnivora; Hyaenidae. Bases 426 to 986 code for a protein of 186 amino acids. Gene Ontology annotation, molecular function: general transcription initiation factor activity; DNA binding. Gene Ontology annotation, biological process: DNA-templated transcription initiation.